Molecule: messenger RNA, 474 nt
Organism: Salvia splendens (bonfire salvia)
Lineage: Eukaryota; Viridiplantae; Streptophyta; Magnoliopsida; Lamiales; Lamiaceae
Exons: 2
Coding region: 1-474 (157 amino acids)
Molecular function (GO): protein dimerization activity
Source: RefSeq, a predicted model, not a curated record
AUGUAUAUAGACUUGGUUCUUGAUUUACUUACUCAAGAGAUUGAGAAUCGUUUUCCAGAAAUAAACACAGAAUUGCUUACUUGCAUGAAUUGCCUUAGUCCAAAAAACUCAUUUGCUAGCUUCAAUGUAGACAAGUUGGUUCGUCUUGCAGAACUUUAUCCGGCUGACUUCUCAUCUAUUGAAUGCAUGUCUCUUCCAUAUCAACUUAAAACUUAUAUCAAUGAUAUAGUUGAUAAAGUUGAGUUCUCCAACAUUGAAGAUUUGAGAAAUUUAGCAAAGAUUUUGGUUUCUACCUCAAGAGAUAAAGCUUUCCCAUUGGUGUACCGUUUGAUUGAGUUGACAUUGAUCCUCCCGGUUGCAACAACUUCUGUCGAGAGAGUAUUUUCUUCCAUGAAACUUAUUAAGACAGAUUUGCGCAAUAGAAUGGGAGACGAAUGGAUGAAUGAUAUCAUGGUGGUAUACAUUGAGAGGUGA